CAGAGCGUAUCUCACCAGAUAGUGAUAUGGACAAAACUGCACAACUGCUACAAACAUUUAUUGGGAAACUGUAUCAGCUUGCUGAAUUACUCCAAAAGCAGACAGCGAGUGGACUACAGCUCAUCCUAGAUCAUUUGUCUGAACGUGUUCCGCAACUACUACCAGAAACUGAACUUAUGGAAUUUCUACUCUCUGUUUCAUGGCUUCAUGAUCCUCAGUAUCUUGUUUCUCAUUUUGCGUCCUUACCGCAAACUGAUAUUGAUACAGAGCUUGAGUUACCAGCAGCCACAGAUUUUGUUCCAUAUAAUGUGUUCUUUACUCUACCUGAACCACAAGAUUAA
This is a messenger RNA of Schistocerca nitens (vagrant locust), 341 nucleotides long. RefSeq lists its product as uncharacterized. Bases 27 to 341 code for a protein of 104 amino acids. The record is from RefSeq and is a predicted model, not a curated record. NCBI's taxonomy places the organism in Eukaryota, Metazoa, Arthropoda, Insecta, Orthoptera, Acrididae. The transcript is spliced from 3 exons.